Messenger RNA from Argiope bruennichi, 999 nucleotides. RefSeq lists its product as uncharacterized. The record is from RefSeq and is a predicted model, not a curated record. The coding region runs from base 1 to 942 and encodes 313 amino acids. The transcript has a single exon. NCBI's taxonomy places the organism in Eukaryota, Metazoa, Arthropoda, Arachnida, Araneae, Araneidae.
AUGGCUGGUAUGAAUGUGACAUAUGAGGAAUCCCUUAAGUUGAUGUUUUUUUUCGAUUUGAAACGUUUGGGAGCGAAAGCGUGUGUUGAAUGGUGCAUGAAAAUGGGUUUAAUUGCUGAUGGACGGAAGUGUGCUGAAUGCGGGCAGGGUAUGAAUUUAACAGAAAGGAAAGAUCUGGGGGAUGGGGUUAAUUGGGUUUGUCGAAGGCAAGGACAUUAUUGCAAAGUAAGUAUUCGGGCAAAUUCAUGGUUUGCAAAUUCUAGGAUGGAUCUGUCUACAGUUUUAUUGGCGACGGCCAUGUGGGUGAAGGGUUGUACUCAUUCAUUUAUAAUGGAAGAGGCCGAUAUCGCCAGGCAAACCGCGACAGACUGGAUGAGUUUUUGUAGGGAGGUAUGUGUUUGUAUGCUUGUGAAUGAAAGUGUUAAACUUGGGGGGCCGGGUAAAAUUGUUGAGAUUGACGAAUCAAAAUUUGGGAAAAGAAAGUAUAAUAAGGGAAAGAUGGUUGAGGGUGCAUGGGUUUUUGGGGGUGUUGAAAGGUAUUCGAACAAAUGUUUUAUGACUGUGGUACAGGAUCGCACAAGUGAAACUUUGCUUUCGGUACUGAAAGAAUGGGUUAUUCCGGGUUCCACAGUAAUGUCUGACUGCUGGAAGUCGUACGAUUGUCUCUCAGAAGAGGGAUUUGUGCACCUGACAGUCAAUCAUAGUCUUACAUUUAAGGACCCGGAUACAGGUGCCCACACGAAUUCAAUCGAGGGGACUUGGGCAGCAUGCAAGAGAUCUCUGAAAGGAACGAGAAGAGUGAAAGACGGUAUGGACGGCUAUUUAGCUGAAUACAUUUGGAGGCGGUGUCACCGGUCCGGGGUUAAAUCCACUACCCGGCAGUUCUUCGAAUCAAUAAUAAAAGUGUACCCGCCUAACAAAGAAAUUGAAAAGGAUGAAUAGCUGCCAUACCGACGAAAAGGAGUAAUAGCUGCCAUACCCACGAAAUUCACAUGGUUA